CCUUUCUGGGCAGAGAGAAGCGAUAAUUAUUAUUAACAUUUAUUAACGAUCAAUAACCUUGAUCGCGUAAUGGCCAGCACCAUCAAGGAGGCGCUGUCCGUGGUGAGCGAGGACCAGUCGCUGUUCGAGUGUGCCUACGGCCCGCCGCACCUGCCCAAGGACAUGACCGCGUCCUCCUCCGGCGACUAUGCGCAGACCUCCAAGAUGAGCCCCCGCGUCCCCCAGCAGGACUGGCUGUCUCCGCCCCCCGCCAGGGUCACCAUCAAGAUGGAGUGCACCCCCAGCCAGGUGAACGGCUCGAGGAGCUCCCCCGACGAAUGCAGCGUGGCCAAAGGCGGGAAGCUGGUGGGCAGCCCGGACCCCGUGGGCAUGAACUAUGGCAGCUACAUGGAGGAGAAGCACAUGGCCCCUCCGAACAUGACCACCAGCGAGCGCAGAGUCAUCGUCCCGGCAGACCCUACGCUGUGGAGCACAGAACACGUCCGGCAGUGGCUGGAGUGGGCAGUGAAGGAGUAUGGCCUCCCCGACGUGGACAUCCUGUCGUUCCAGAACAUCGAUGGGAAGGAACUGUGCAAAAUGACCAAAGACGACUUCCAGAGGCUCACCCCGAGCUACAAUGCGGACAUCCUUCUCUCGCACCUCCACUACCUCAGAGAGACUCCUCUUCCACAUUUGACUUCAGAUGAUGUUGACAAAGCCUUACAAAACUCUCCGCGGUUAAUGCAUGCUAGAAACACAGGCGGUGCAGCUUUUAUUUUCCCGAAUACUUCAGUCUAUCCUGAAGCUACGCAAAGAAUUACAACUAGGCCAGAUCUACCUUAUGAACCACCUCGGAGAUCAGCCUGGACGGGCCACCCGACCCCCCCAUCGAAAGCUGCUCAACCAUCUCCUUCCACAGUGCCCAAGACUGAAGACCAGCGUCCUCAGUUAGAUCCUUACCAGAUUCUUGGACCAACCAGUAGCCGCCUUGCAAAUCCAGGGAGCGGACAGAUCCAGCUCUGGCAGUUCCUCCUGGAGCUCCUGUCGGACAGCUCCAACUCCAGCUGCAUCACCUGGGAGGGCACCAACGGGGAGUUCAAGAUGACGGACCCCGACGAGGUGGCGCGGCGCUGGGGAGAGCGCAAGAGCAAGCCCAACAUGAACUAUGACAAGCUGAGCCGCGCCCUGCGCUACUACUACGACAAGAACAUCAUGACCAAGGUCCACGGCAAGCGCUACGCCUACAAGUUCGACUUCCACGGCAUCGCCCAGGCCCUGCAGCCCCACCCCCCCGAGUCGUCCCUGUACAAGUACCCCUCGGACCUGCCGUACGUGGGCUCCUACCACGCGCACCCGCAGAAGAUGAACUUCGUGGCGCCGCACCCGCCCGCCCUGCCCGUGACCUCGUCCAGCUUCUUCGCCGCCCCGAACCCCUACUGGAAUUCCCCCACCGGAGGCAUCUACCCGAACACCAGGCUCCCCGCCGGCCACAUGACGUCCCACCUGGGCUCCUACUACUAAAGGCCCGGAGAGACCUUUCCCAGCAACCCGCGACCACCAGACCGGCCACGAGCUUGUUGGAGACCACGGAGCCGACAAGUGCCUCAGGAGGGGAGCCGGAGCGAGACCGGGGGCUGGGGAGGAAGCCGGGGGUGGUUGGCGGGAGGGGAUUACUAAAGCGUCACUAUCACAGCCGAGGACGCCACAGACGUCCGGGACGUGGACACUGUUCAGUGGACGCUGGAGGGAGGUCGGGAGAUGCCGAGCCCCAGGGACUAGUCCUCGGGUCUGGGCUCCGCUAGCUAACCCGGGACGCAACUAAAGCAAUAGAGAUACCACAGUCUGCACCAAACACACCGUAAUGACGUCAUUUGAAGGAAAACUACCUGUAUUUAAAAGUAGAAACAUAUCAAGACGGAAACGCUGAGCACGCGGCGGUGGCCCCACAGCGGACGCUGGCGUGAACUCGCCGGCUCUCGGGGCCCGGGGGGACACCCAGUUCAGCCCAUGGGCUGGAGAGCCGGCUGCUCUAACUGUGAAGACCACCCAAGGUGUCCAGGUCCUUUGCAGCGUUAUGGCCUCGGAGCCGACAGGGACUGAGCAUGUGACAGAGAGUGAGUGGGUGUAGGCCGAGGGCGGGGGGAGGUGAGCAGGGAGAGGGCGGGAGACAGCCUGGGAGGGCACCUCUCAAGCAGUCAAGACUGGGCCGGGCGGCGCUGGGCCGGUGGCGGGGUCGCAGUCGUGAGGCUGGGGUGGCCGGGUUAGGCCCACCCAGUGCUGAGGAAGGUCAAGGCCUGAGAGAGGGAGGGAGCCGGACGGUCGGAAGCCAAAGCAGGCAUCUCUGGCGUGUGUGUCCAAAGAAAUCUUUAACUGGAAUUGUCUGAUAACUAAAAGGCACGUUCAGGACCUCAUCGUUACGGGGGGGCUGUGUUCUCCACAGCGGCAGGCAAGCGAGCCCCCACCCGGAACCACCUUGGCCCUGGGGUCAGGCGGGCUGCAGUUUUCCUUUGGAGUCGCGAACGCUGUGCGUUUGUCAGAACGAAGUAUACAAGUCAGUGUUUUUUCCCCUUUUUAUAUAAUAAUUAUAUAACUUAUGCAUUUAUACACUACGAGUUGAUCUCGGCCAGCCAAAGAUACACAACAAAAGAGACAAUCAAUGAUACAAUGUGGCCUUGAAUUUUAACUCUGUAUGCUUAAUGUUUACAAUAUGAAGUUAUUAGUUCUUAGAAUGCAGAAUGUAUGUAAUAAAGUAAGCUUGGCCUAGCAUGGCACA
Molecule: messenger RNA, 2752 nt
Organism: Condylura cristata (star-nosed mole)
Lineage: Eukaryota; Metazoa; Chordata; Mammalia; Eulipotyphla; Talpidae
Gene: ERG
Product: v-ets avian erythroblastosis virus E26 oncogene homolog
Exons: 10
Coding region: 70-1500 (476 amino acids)
Biological process (GO): regulation of transcription by RNA polymerase II; cell differentiation
Cellular component (GO): nucleus
Molecular function (GO): sequence-specific DNA binding; DNA-binding transcription factor activity, RNA polymerase II-specific
Source: RefSeq, a predicted model, not a curated record